Lycium barbarum (goji berry) is the source of this 432-nucleotide messenger RNA. RefSeq lists its product as uncharacterized. The record is from RefSeq and is a predicted model, not a curated record. The transcript has a single exon. Lineage: Eukaryota; Viridiplantae; Streptophyta; Magnoliopsida; Solanales; Solanaceae. The coding region runs from base 1 to 432 and encodes 143 amino acids.
AUGGUGAAAGGGAUCAUGCCUAAACACCAUUUCAUAUUGUGGAUGGCGCUGCAAAUGAGGCCCAAUACAGUGGACAGAUUACUAAAGUGGGGCAUAAGAGUACCAGAGGAGUGUGUCCUCUGCUCCUCCACAGCAAUGGAGACUCAUUCCCACUUAUACUUCGAUUGCCAAUAUUCCAGAGCUAUUUGGCAGAAGCCCCUAAUCUGGAUGGGGUGCAAUAGGCAAAUAGGUAGCUGGUUAAAUGAGGUAGAAUGGGUCUCAAAGCAGGUCAGGCAUAAGAAAGUCAUAGGGGAUAUAUUGGGAACAUUGUUUUCAGCUACAACAUAUCAUGUAUGGAUAGAAAGGAAAAAUCAAAGAUUCCAACAGAGCAGCAGGACUAGUGAAGAGAGACUGAAGGAGAUUGCAUGUCAGAUUUUUAUAUUGGCCCAAUGA